CGCUCGUUUAAAACCACACUGCGCCGCAAAGAACAACGACAGAGAGGAGGAGGAAGACGACAGACGACGAGAACAACGAGACCGAGAAGACGCCUUUUCUUGUCCUUUUUCCAGAAUAUUCCCUCCCCCGGAUUCCUCACAACAUCUCACGCCGCAAAAACCGAGACGACGUUUUUUUUGGGGCUCGAAAACGGACCGAGUCUCACCUCCAAAAUCUAGGUCAGGAGGACAAAAAAAAAACUGCUGCUUUCUAUGUAAAAUUCAUUCAGAUUCUCGGCUUCUGCACGCCGCGUUUUGUACAAGGUUUGAAGCAGCUGCUGCAAAAAAAACGUGGACUACAUCGGCGCACAGAAAUCUGUUUUGUAACCUCGGACUUUGGGUUAGUAACAUCCCAUCCUGUGGCUUUAUUUCUGCAUAGCGUAGUAUAAUUUUUCAUACAAUUUUCUCUAUGCAAAUCAGAAAAAAACGAAGCUGAUCAGCCACAUUUUUCUUGCAAUAUUGGCGUUUUUGUGCAAUAAUUAAACAAAAAAAAACUGCCUUUAUCGUCCUGGAAACCUUGAAAUCCUUGAAACGUUUUUGAACCGCAGAAGACGUCUUAACAUGCAAAUUUUAAUCGUUUAAUCUAUAGCAAUUGCGUUUUUAUCAAGCAAAAAUUUCUGGAAAGUCUUGACGAUAAACUACUUGAACUUACUUUUAAAAAAACGGACUAAGAACUUCAAGGAAUGCACGAUUUUUGAACCGGCGUUUUGACUUUCGAGCAGCGUUUUUUGGACCCAUUUUCUCUUCAUCCUGGGGAAGACUACGCUGUUCCACUCUCCCCGCCUCCCCCCCUCCUCGUCCGCAUCUUCUUCUUCGCUUUCGACGUCGUUCAAGCCGAACCCGUCGUCCCACUGCCUGAGGUGGAGGAGGUUCAAGCUGCCCGCGCCGCUCGCCAUGCACAUCAAGAGCUCCAAGUGCAACCGAUUCUGCCUGGUUGCCUCGGUAACCAACCAGGAAGUGUUCACCCGCCCGGACGCGCAGGCGAGCUUCGAGUCUUUGUUCCGAUCGUUCGACCCGGAGGUGCAGUUCCAGUAUUUUAAAUCCUUUCGCAGAGUCCGGAUCAGUUUCAGCGACGCUCUGGCUGCAGCGGAGGCCAGACUCCGGCUUCACAAGAGCGACUUCAACGGCAAAGAGAUGAGGCUCUACUUCGCACAGUCGGUCCACAUUGGGAGUCCGCGUCUGGAGCCUCCUAAACCAGAUAAGCAGUUCCUGAUCUCGCCCCCGGCCUCUCCUCCUGUGGGCUGGGAACAGUCUCACGACGCUACACCCGUCAUCAACUACGACCUGCUCUGCGCCAUCUCCAAACUCGGGCCAGGUGAGAAGUACGAGCUGCACACGGCCACGCCCACCACCCCAAGCGUCGUCGUGCACGUGUGUGAUGACGACAGCUCCGCCCCCGACGACUCCGACCACGACGACAGGCCACGCCUACCCUCACGCCCCAAAAUCGUCCAGACGCGACGCCCCGAUUUCACCAACCAGUGACCGAAAAAAGUCUGUCGUCAUCAAAAACCCAAAACGAUGGAGAUUUUGUCAGCUUCAUCCUGAUUGGUGGAGAAUUGUAAAGCUUGGAUUUGAUUGGUCGAGAGCGGCGCAUGCUCCGAGGGCGUACGGGAAAGUGGCGUAGGGGGGGACUUUAUUUAAAACGGCCGCCCAAAAACAGGUGAAGAUUAAGCGCGUCACGAAAGUUUGAUAGUUUGACGAAAGAAAGAAAAAAUACGUAGUGUCCAGUUCUGCUUUUAAUGGACAUUUCAAAAACACGAUUUGUCAUAAAAAGUUAAUUUGCAGUUUUGGAAAAAAAAAGAGAGAUUUGCGUUUCAUUGUGUUAAAGUCGGAAUUUUUAAAGUUAUCGAGCGGAAUAGGUAAAAACAAUAGUGGAGUAUCAGGAAAUAGGUCAUGCUUUUCCAACUUUUGCUCCUCUUUUGUUUAAAUAGUUUGUUUUUUGCUUUUAUUUAUGAUUUUCUUUUUAAUAAUACUUAAUGUACAUUGCCAUUGAAUUGUCGAUUUACAGUUUAUUUCAUUGAGUGCUGUUCCUCGUACUGUUUAAAAUAUUAAUUUAAACGCAUAACUCACUCCAUUUUUACUUAUAAAUCUGAGUUUUGUAACUGGUAUUUUUGUUUUUAGUGAACUUGAUACUCAACUUUGGAAAAUAAUAAAAAAAAAUGAAUAAAUAAUUACUAACAAAGCGUUUUCUUGAUUUAAAAAAACUAAUGUUCCACUCUAUUUGUGAUAAUUGUAGCUGGAAUUUUAUCUAAAAGUUAAAUUACGUAAUACAGUGCAAUGAUAUGACACCAUUCAGCUGAGUUCAGUUUCAUAAUUUUUUUUGUUUUCUUUGUUUUUGUUCACAUACAAUUGUUACGACAGUGUAUUUAGAGCCCUCAGUUGUUUUACUUCAGACUAGAAAAUUGCACAAAUAUUGCACAUUUCAUUGUUACAGCCAUUCUGUCUAUGUCUAACUGUAAUUCACAACUUUUAAAAUCACAACAAUGAAAAAGUAGUGGUUUAAAAAGAAAAAUACUGUACAGAAAAUACGCCAUUUGCGAAAUGUAUUGGACAAAAACUGUUAACCCAUAUGUCUAGAGUGCAAUGAAAGUUACUGUACGUUUUAAGAGAUUUUAAAGAUGGCAAAUGUGUCAAUAAAUGUUUUUUCAUUAAAUCACAUGUAAAAUUAUGACUUAUCUUGUUGUGACCGCCAAUGCUGUAUUUCCAAGGACUGUUUGAUAUUUGGUUACAUAAAAAUGCAUUUAAUAGGUUUAUUUCAUGCUUUUUAUAAUGGCAGUAGUUGUUUUUUGAAUGUAGACAAAUGAUACUGUGGAUUAUUAUGCUAAAAAUAAUACAAACGUUGGUUGUUGGUUGAGAUAAAAUACUUGAAGUGUUGUUUCACAAAAUGGCUAUUACAAAAUGUACUGGGAAUGGUUUAAAAUGCUCACUCAAAAAUAUUAAAAUGUAUUCAUAGA
This is a messenger RNA of Boleophthalmus pectinirostris (great blue-spotted mudskipper), 2996 nucleotides long. RefSeq names its product calcipressin-1-like. NCBI's taxonomy places the organism in Eukaryota, Metazoa, Chordata, Actinopteri, Gobiiformes, Gobiidae. The transcript has 4 exons. The coding region runs from base 934 to 1524 and encodes 196 amino acids. Gene Ontology annotation, biological process: calcium-mediated signaling. The record is from RefSeq and is a predicted model, not a curated record. Gene Ontology annotation, cellular component: cytoplasm; nucleus. Gene Ontology annotation, molecular function: calcium-dependent protein serine/threonine phosphatase regulator activity; nucleic acid binding.